GUGCUUCCUAGGAAGCAAAUUAGUUAUCGUUUCCGGUUUAUUGUUGUUAUAACAGAAAUCGCGGAAAAGAAGUGUCUCGAUGCCCUAGAUUUAAUACCGUGAGGGCAGCCCACAAUGAAGACCCCACCACGGGAAGAGGAUGGGAAUGUUUCUGUUGUGGUGAGAGUCCGACCACCAAAUCAGCGGGAAAGAGAGGGUAACCAUCGGAAUGUUGUACAGGUUGUUGACAGUAAUAUGCUGGUCUUUGACCCGGAGGAGCCAGAUGAGCCUGGAGUCCCUGCUGGUUUCAAAGGGUGGGACACACUAAAACGGAAAGGCAAGGAUCUAAAAUUCAUGUUUGACAGAGUGUUUGGUGAACAAUCUACCCAACAAGAGGUGUUCGAAUUCACAACUAAGGGCAUUCUGGAUGGAGUGCUAGAUGGAUACAAUUGCUCAGUGUUUGCCUAUGGUGCAACAGGUGCUGGAAAGACUCAUACGAUGCUGGGCACAGAAGGAGAUCCAGGAGUCAUGUACCGCACAAUGAUGGAACUUUACCGGAGGAUAGAAGAGGUGAAGGAAGACAAGCGAUGUGAAGUGACUGUGUCUUAUCUUGAGGUAUACAAUGAACAGAUUCAUGACCUGCUGGAGCCAAAGGGCUCACUUGCUGUUCGAGAAGACCCAGAAAAGGGAGUGGUUGUUCAGGGUCUUUCUUUCCACCAGAUUUAUGUGAAACAGCAGGAUAGAAUAGCCAGUAUUAAUCAGGCCUUGCGAGUGGCCAAAAUGAGUUUGAUUGACCUUGCUGGCUCAGAACGAGCUUCCACCACCAAUACAAAAGGGGAACGACUGCGAGAGGGAGCAAACAUCAACAGAUCUCUACUUGCUCUGAUCAAUGUGAUUAAUGCACUGGCAGACUGCAAGGUAAGGAAGUCGCACAUUCCUUAUCGUGACAGUAAACUGACACGUCUUCUGAAGGAUUCAAUUGGGGGAAACUGCAGAACUGUAAUGAUUGCUGCGAUUAGCCCUUCUGCUUUCAGCUAUGAUGAUACAUACAAUACGCUGAAAUAUGCCAAUCGUGCUAAGGAAAUUAAACUUUCAGUAAAGAGCAACGUUGUUAGCCUGGAUUGCCACAUAAGUAAAUAUGCUGCAGUCUGUGAAGAGCUCAGAUUGGAAGUCAGCCGGCUGAGAGAGAAGCUGAAGAAAUAUGAAGAAAAUGAGUGCAUUAUAACAUUGACGCCUAAGGCUGAAAAGCCAUCUGGAGACGCAACAGUUCCACCUGAGUUACAAGCUGAUGUGCAAGAGAACUUGACUGCAGUUACUAAUGAAGUUCAAACACAGCUAUUCAAAGAGACUUCCAGUCCAUACCCAGCACAUUUACCAAACAAAAGUGUUCACAAAUGUAAUGACACUUGCACUGAGCCAAGUUCCAGCAAAUCUUUCGGUAUGCAGACAGAAGUGAAUUUUCAGAGGUUUGGAGAGACUCUAAAAGAACUGUUUUCCAGCUUGGAUUUACACCGCAAAGAUUACCAGGAAGCUGAAGCUGGUAUGAGGGAGCUUGCUCUGAAAACUGCAAUUCUCAGCAAAAAUCAGGAGAGGUGUAAAAUAUUGUGCGAAGCACAGAAAAUAUCUCAGGCCUCUUGCAAGAUAGAAAGGAGCCAAGCUGCCUUGAGGGCUAGUCGCACACAUCUCGAAGAACGUCAGCAGCAAGCACAACUGCAGAUAAUGCAGAUUGAAUCUCAGUUACGUCAGCUUGAAUGUGAGAUGAGUACAGCACACAACAGACCGUCUGACACAAAGGUUUUACAUCCAAGUCUACAAUGCCAUGCUUUAGAAUCUGAAAAUGCUGACCUCAAGCGACAGAUUACCCACUUGACCAGACUUUCCUCUCUUCAGGAGCGAGACCAGGAUCAAACUGAGAAGUUGGUCACUACCUUGCUACAAGUUGUCAGGAAACAGCAUUCUGCACUGAAAAAUGGCAGUCUUAUGACCCCAAAUAUGGCAUCUCGUUAUGAGGAGCUGGAGCGCUGUGUACAAGGAAAGAAAACUGUAGUGUGGGCUGACCAGCUUCAAGAGUGGGAGGAAGAAACCAAAAGCGAACAGACAAAUAAAGGUCCUGGAUCUAGUGUGACAAUUACAACUCCCACAACUAUGGAAUCAAAACCCAGUCUGAGGUUUGGUCGUCCAAAUGAAAAUGCAAGAACAAAAGCCAUUCGGGUACCCAGAGAACUACAGUCUGCCAAUUCAUCACAGUAUAGUGCAAAACGAUGCCUUAGAGAACUGAUCCCACCACCGGGACUCCCACAGAGGACACCUACCAUCCCAGUGAAAAGGAGAAGGUCGGAUACAAAUACUCCCUCUGAAAAUGACAUUCGUUUAUCUCCAGAGUGUCAGGCAAAGCGUCAAAAAAAAUGCAUUGUUUCAACUGGAGCAGCACAAAGGAAAACUCGUACAAAACUUUUCAUAACAGACACUCCAAAAAUGAACCCUUCAAGUCAGACUAGUAACACUCCUUUAAUCGAAGGGAUCUUGCCUCUGAAAUAUACUCCGCAGCGCAACUCCUCGUCCUACCUCCAGCCACUAGGUAAACCUCGCACACCAUUAGGUACAUCAUCCAUACAGAAUGCAGCAUCUUUGCCCAUCAGAACCCAAGAUAAGAAUGCGACAUUUGAUUUACCAGAGACAUGCAACAAAGGAGAACUGAAUACAACACUGGUCUUAGGACCUUCUGUUUUCUCUGGACUGGAUAAUUCACCCAUUGCAUUCAGCAUCAAAGAUGGAGUGUUUCUAUCUAGGCCAGUUGUGUCAGAGUUCACUGUAAGAGAACCAUCUGAUUCAUCCUGCAACCAAAGCAAACUUUCAGCCUCUGCUACCAGGUCGAUAUCACACAAGAAGAGGCGGUCCAUCAGCAGCACUUCUAAUCGCUCUGCUGCUACUGUUCGCAGCCAGAGCCGGAUUGCUAAAAUGCAGGGUAGCACUGUUAGAGUUCCAGUAGGGGUUCAGCCUUUUUCAGCACUGCCCAGCUCACCACAGCCAGGUGCUAGAAGGGUGAUUAAAGGUCCUGCAAAACUCGAUGCAGCUCCAUUUCUCAACUUCUCCAAUCAGCUUCAUGUUGUAGCUAAACCACUUAAAGUGCUAGGAUAUCCUCAGAGAACACCAGUUUCUACACGAUGAUGCAGAACUUGGAUUUGUCAUUGUAAUGACAUCACAUUAUAGCACCAUUUGUGAUGUAUUUAGUAUUGCCACAAUGUGGAAAAUUGCAGGAAUGACUGUAGUUAAGUGGUCAGAGUUGCUGUUCAGUUCUCCUUCUAGGAUUGUUUAGUUGUUAAGCUAAUGUAUCACAUACUUGAACAGACACUUGCCCAUGAAAUGGACUAUAUUAAAUGGAGUAAGUGUAAAAAAGCAGCUUUCAGUGCCUAAUACCUCAGCCCAGAUACAGAUGACCUUGUGCAUGUUUUAAGCUUUCAUCUGAGAUUGCAGUUAAAAGCAGACAUCAGAUGUGGAUUCUGAACAGUUAAAGAUCCUUUGGCUUCGUUAGUUACAUUUGCUUUGCAGGCUUUAUGUAGUUAAUCCACGAAUGCUGUUUUUUUUAUAGGACAGCAGUCUUUCCAAGAGAGAAGGUAUAAUUUAAUGAUUAAAACAUUUUUUCUUUAUAUGGGGACAUAUAAUAGGCCUUUAAGUCAGGCUGUAUGUACAGUUGCAUAAAAAAUGAACUUCAGCUUAUUCUGCUUUUUCCCUGAUUACAUUAUUGCUAGCAUAUAUUUGGCCAGGAAGCUUCCUUACUAACCCUUAAUCAUGGCUAAAACUCAGGUUUCCAUUAAUUUUACAAAAAAGGUUUAGUUUGCCUUACAAAGUGUAUAGUAUUUAUGUAUGCGAACGAGACAUAUUUAAUGGGCAAAACUGACAUGCAGUAAAAACAGGAGUACCUUCUUGACAUGGGCCCAUUGCACUUAAGUACCCUUCCUGACUUUUCUAUGUAUUGUACUUGUCUUAUGGAAAAUUGCAAAGCUAGAAGUAUAUUAGUAGGUCAGUGCUGUAGAUCACUUUGGGAGCCAAGAUCUGCGUCACGCAGGCUGUUUGGUUCAAGUUUACAGUUGUUUGCACUCUUUAAUACUGGAACUUUAAAAUACAUGUUGCUUCUGUGAAACAUUACAUAUACUUGAGGAUGGUUUGCUAACAACGGAGAGUCCAUGUCAAUCAAGGUAUUUUGACUUUUAUUCAAAUGUAAAUGGCAUUUUUCUUCUUUUGAGGCAUGAACCUCUGAGAGGCACACACAACUUAUGCCAGCAACCAUAUGUGAUUUAUGAAGCACUUGUUGAACUGUCCUGCUCUGUGCCCUUCAUAUACCUUGAAUGUUUUAAGGAAGAACAGUGCAUCUCAUAAUCGGUGCCUGUGUAAAUGGAAAGUAAAAAUAGGGAAGAGAACUAUAUUGAACAUUGCAGAAAGCAGUUAUGAACUUGAGCCCUGAAUGUUUUAUUCUAUUCAUAAAGGGCUUCAUCAAGUACCCAAAGUACUAUUUUAUUGUAAAUGCAUGUAUUUUUAUUCUUUUUCAUUAAAUGUUUCAACUGUUA
Molecule: messenger RNA, 4544 nt
Organism: Protopterus annectens (West African lungfish)
Lineage: Eukaryota; Metazoa; Chordata; Ceratodontiformes; Protopteridae
Product: kinesin-like protein KIF18A
Biological process (GO): microtubule-based movement
Molecular function (GO): microtubule binding; microtubule motor activity; ATP binding
Source: RefSeq, a predicted model, not a curated record